AUGAUUUCAGUUGAGGUUGCUAUUGGAAUCAAUGGACUGCACCAAGUGGAUUUUGGUGGUGCAAGCUGUGUUGAGGUCGAGGACGAGGUUACUCGUCGGUCUAACUCGGGGACCCCCGUGGGAGGCAGCCCAGACAUUUCGAUGUGGUCACACUGA
Molecule: messenger RNA, 156 nt
Organism: Puccinia graminis f. sp. tritici CRL 75-36-700-3
Lineage: Eukaryota; Fungi; Basidiomycota; Pucciniomycetes; Pucciniales; Pucciniaceae
Exons: 1
Coding region: 1-156 (51 amino acids)
Source: RefSeq, a predicted model, not a curated record